UGGCGCCCGAAGACUGCUCCCCCAUGCAAAUAUAGCUCCCUUGUCCGUACGUCAUCUUCGCUUCUCCCCUUCUGCUCUCUGUAUGUCUUGUCUAUCUCUCUCUCUCCCCUCUCCCCUCGGUCCUGUUUUUCUCCGAUCCGUCAUCCCUUUCUCUCACUCUCUCUAUCUACUCCGUGUGCUCUGAUCUUCUCAUCUUCCCUUUCGCCGUUCAGAAAGAAAGGGCUUCUUCUUCUUGUUCUUCUAGUCGUUCGUUUCUUGGUCCCUUCGGGCCGCCGUUUCUCGGAGAAAUCUGCCAUGGAGUUCACUUGCCCGGUGGCCUGGAGAACCCGGCUCCAGAAAGGAAAAAUGUCGACGGCAUCUUCCUCAAGAGGCUUGGAGAGGAAGAAAGGAGGUACCUUUCCUUCAGAAACGAAGGCAACGAAAGCUUCUUCCUCUGCGGCGAAGAAAUCACGACACCCCGCCGGAGUAGCCCGUCCCGGCAGCAGAGGAAAGCGCCGAAACCGGAGUAAGGACAGGGACUACGAGGUCAUUUCCCUGGGUGAUACAGAUAGUGAUUAUGUCGAUGGCUUAGACGUGGGGUUUGGCAGUGAUGGAAGUACUGAUCUUCGUGCUGGGGCCGGGCGUGACAGGGAGAUGCAAAAUAGGAGGAGGGGGGGUGAAGAGGACGACUAUAGUGUGAUCAGUCUUGGGCCAAGCUCCUCCGAUGAUGAGGAGGGCCCUCCCAAAGGGGGCGAGGAGAGGCUUCCUGAAACUGAUUCUGGUUUUAAGGAGAAUAAGACCUCUGAUGAGAUUGAUGCUGAGGACAGUAAUGAUGAGUGCUUCGGCCUGAGUUCGGAGGGUGAGGAGAAGGAGGAGGAGGAGAAUGGGGGAACAGAGAGUCGUGAUGAAAUUGUUCGGCAGUGCGAAAAGGCCGGUAAAGAGAGGAAACGAGGAAGGCCUAGAGCUCAACAGAAGGAGACUGCUGGUAGUUCUCGCAAAGGUGGGCUGCAGUAUUAUGGUUCUCAUUCUAGCCCAAAGGUAGAGGUGAAUGAUGUGGAGAUGAUUAGCUUAGGAUUGAGUGAUGGCGAUGACAUGGAUGACGUCCCUGAUGUGUUUGCUAGAGUAGAGGUGCCCGGUGCAGUUGCUAGCCGCACUCGGUCAAAGGCGGGCCCGAGAAUGAGCACGAGAGGGGCCACAGGACCGGGACACACUCCAUUUCCAAGCAGCCAUUGGAAAUUGAGGGAGAAAGAGAUUGCACUCAGUCCCCCGACUAAGAAGGCACCUACGAUGAAGAAGGGAGAAGGUAAGAGAAAAAGUGAAAGAGAUUCAGGAUGUUCGGAUCAUCCUUGGAAGAAGAAUGGGGAAGCGAGGGACUCGGGCGCUCUCAGCAGCAGCAAGGGACCUCCAAAGAAGCAGAAAACUGUGGUAGAGGGGAGAAGGGCUCCAGCUCGGAAGAGGAUCUCGAGAGAGUCCGACUUUCUUGAAAUUCUUGCCGAAUCAAUAUGGAAGAAGGAUGGCAAAAUUGGAGACGGGUCCCAAGAUGAGCAGCAGGUGAGGGAGCUGCUUCCUGUGAAGUUCCCGUGGUUUGAUGAUGAGAAACGUGUGGAGGAAUCAGAGUACGUGAAGGAGAUGGAAGACUUAUGGAAAAUGAUGAACCUUGGUCUCAAGGCAGAUCAGAUCGGUUCGUACUCUCCCCGGAAUGAGGAUACAGAUGCAGAUGAUACAGAGCUCGAGACAUCUCAAACUGCCCUCUGCCGCCAAGGGAAGCAUGUCCUCAUCCUUGAUGAGCAAAUUGGGCAGAGGUGCCGCUACUGCUCCCACAUCGCGGUUGAGAUAGACGGCUACUACGCCCCAUUUGACAACUUCCCCUCAGAAACGCAACACAGGGGCUACUACCGGGAUAAGGAUGCUGCAACCUUAGAUAGCCUUCAGUUCCAGGCCCCCAAGGACUGUUCUGCUGAUUACUUCGGUCCAACUGGCAGUGGAACUGUGUGGGAUCUCAUUCCCGGAACGAGAAAUCAAUUGUACCCCCAUCAAAAAGAAGGGUUCGAGUUUAUGUGGAGGAAUCUUGCAGGGUCCAUUAUUCUCGAUGAGCUGAGAAACCGCUCUUUACAGAAGCAUAAAGAUGUUGGUGGCUGCAUAAUUUCCCAUGCUCCUGGGACGGGGAAAACUCGCCUGACCCUCGUCUUCCUGCAGGCAUAUCUAGAGCUCUUCCCUGACUCCCAUCCUGUCAUCAUUGCUCCCUCGAGUUUGCUUCUCACAUGGGAGGACGAGAAAAAGAAAUGGGGAGUUGGAGUUCCAUUUCAUAACCUCAACGGGAAGCUCUCAGGGAAAGAGGACAUAGAGGCUGUCAAGAUGCUUGACUCCCACAGGCUCUCUCGGAACAUCGACUCAAUUCGAAUGGUAAAGCUGUAUUCAUGGAGUAAGAGCAAGAGCAUCCUUGUGGUGAGCUAUGAAAUGUUUGCCAAACUCACAAAGGAAAGUGCGCGGAUAGAGCAGAUGAGGAAGAUCCUACUCGAACUACCAGGUCUGGUAAUUCUUGAUGAAGGUCAUACUCCUCGGAACCGAGAAAGUGAUGUGUGGAAUCAGAUAAUGAGGCUUAAAACGAAGAAGCGAGUUAGUUUGUCGGGGACCCCAUUCCAAAACAACUUUGAUGAGCUCCACAAUACUCUCUAUGUUGUCAGGCCAAAGAUUGCUGAGUCGAUCCCCCCACACCUGAAGAGGUUCUGUAAGAGGGGGACCAGCACCUAUAUCGAUGGCAACCCUGAUGAAGGGAUUAACGAGAUCAAGGCAAUUAUGGCCCCAUUUGUUCACCUUCACAAGGGGGAUAUAUUGCAAAAGAAUCUCCCUGGACUCAGGGAUACUGUGGUGGUCCUGAACCCGAGCGAGCUGCAGUUGGAUGUACUGAGGAGCAUUCAGGGUGCUGAUGACACUGAGACUGCGAAGAGGAAGAGGAAGGACAACGUGUUUGACUUCGAACACAAGCAAGCUUUAAUCUCUGUCCAUCCAUCUCUUGUCUUGAGCUUAAAAGCUGAGGAGAGGUCAGUAAUCUCUAGAGAGGAGGAGAAACUUGAAAGACACAAGCUCAACCCGAGUGAAGGAGUCAAAACAAGGUUCCUUGUGGAGUUCCUUCGGCUCUGCCUCACGAUGGGUGAGAAAGUCCUUGUCUUCAGCCAGUACAUCGACCCGCUGGACUCAAUUGCCCUCCAGCUGAGCUCAGUUUUUAAAUGGACGAAGGGGAGGGAGGUUCUCAUGAUGACUGGGAAACUCAGCAUGAACCAGAGGCAACCGAUUAUCAACCUCUUUAAUGAUCCUGAUAGUGAAGCGAGGGUCCUCCUGGCCUCCAUCAGGGCUUGUGCAGAGGGGAUAAACCUGGUAGGGGCUUCUCGUAUCAUCCUUCUCGAUGUGGUAUGGAACCCUUCUAAGGAAAAGCAAGCAAUUAGUCGGGCCUACAGGCUUGGACAGAAGCGAGUGGUCUACACAUACCACCUCAUUAUGAAAGGGACCUCUGAGUGGGAGAAGUACCAGAAGCAAGCCCACAAGGAUCGGCUGUCUGAGCUUGUAUUCACUGCUACCACAUCCAAUGGAGAUAAGAAUGAGAAGAAAUUGGGUGUUGUUUUUUACGAUAAGAUCCUGGAGGAGAUGACUUCGCACCCAAAGCUCAGGGACCUGUUUCAUCAGAUUAGGUACCAGCCCAAGCAGAUGGACUUAGUUGAGAAUUUUGGGCCAAAUAUUUGAUUCACCUGAUAGGUAACUAAUGAUUGGUUUUUGCGAAUGCUUGCUUUAGAUAGAAAGUCGAGAAGCCUUUUGUUAUUAUAACUUGUACUGAUAGGUUUUAUCACAAUAGCCUAACAACUGCUUGAAGUCUGACUUUGUAGUGGCAUACUAAUAUAUUGCUAGGAUAUGUUCGAUAAGAUCUCGAACUGGGUUCUGUAAAUUUAGAAUCAAAAUGAUUAACGUGUUUGCAA
Punica granatum (pomegranate) is the source of this 3947-nucleotide messenger RNA. Lineage: Eukaryota; Viridiplantae; Streptophyta; Magnoliopsida; Myrtales; Lythraceae. The record is from RefSeq and is a predicted model, not a curated record.